GAAUCUCCAUUUGGAGUGACGGAAGUUCGCACUUCGCAGCAGCCUGAAACAACAGCAGGCCCCCACCACCACUGCUGCUGCGGCUUCCGGGCAACAUGUACCAGCUGUAAACAUGGCGGAGGAGCUAUUGGAAGCAGUCGAGAAGUUGCAGUCAAGGCUCACAGAGAAUCAAGAGCCUCGCAAGCUGCUGAAAACUCUUAAAAGGCUGGGGGAGCUUCCUAUAACAGUAGACAUCCUGGUGGAAACAGGCAUUGGAAAGGCAGUGAAUUCUCUGCGCAAACAUGAAUUUGCUGGGGAGGCAGCAAAGAACCUUGUGGCCAAGUGGAAAAAGCUUGUGCCAGAGAAAACUGCAGACAGACCAAGUGUAAAGGAAGGGCGUUCCCACUCACGCAUUAAUGAGUCUGGAGGGCACAAACGAGUCCGGGAGCGGUCUCCAGAUGAGCCUCCACUUAUGGAGGAGGAACAACAUGAAGAGAUGGGAUACCAACAUGGCUACUCCCCCUCCCCUCCACAGCACUACAGCUCACAGUACAGGCACAGUAGCGCAAGGGAGUAUCAGUCAGAUGAAUAUGAAAGCCCUCCUGAAGAGGAGCCAGAGCCCAGUCCCCCACGCAAUGACAUUAGACACAGCAAGCCACACAAAGAGCCAGUCAGAGAGCACAAUUCCCAAGACAUUCGGGAACAGGAGAGACGGAAGAAUCGUCCCACGGGUGUCAGCAGCAGUGAGGAGAGGUCGCAUAGAGCCGACAGAGAGCAACAGGGUGGGACGAGUCACAAAUCUAAACACCAUCGACAUUUAAGCCCACACGAAAGCAAAAGGGAAAAGAAAGGAGGAAGUGAUGGAAAAUCAAGGGAGAGGAGGGAAGUUCCAGAGCCAGUGGAUGAGGAUGAGGAGCCAUAUGAGGCUCCAACUAUGUCUUUCGAAUCCUUUCUUACAUAUGAUGCUCCGACCCCAAGCAAAAAGAAGAAAAAGCAGUCCUCGCGACCCCCUCAGCCUCCUGCCUCGAUUCCUUCUGCUUCCUCUAAGUCUGGCAAAGCCAAUGGGACCAGUAGUAAACAUUCAAAGCCAUCCUCUUCCUCAGUGACCACGCCUGUUCCAGAGAAGCGCAGGAAGGUAGUGGAUGUGGUUCCCACACUGCCUGAUAUCCCUUUGCCAGCCAUCCAGCCCAACUACAGACCACUGCCCUCCAUUGAUCUUACACCACUGACCCCCCAGAGACGCAAAGUCCCACUAUCACAUGAGGAAGAGGAUGGUGGCUACGCAGGGAGACGACUGAACUCUAAAAUGGUGGUGUACUCUGGGUCCAAGACUUCGUAUUUACCGAAAAUGAUGUCUCUGUUUGAACAGUGCAUCAGAGUCCUACAGAACAAUAUAGAUUCAAUUGAUGAAGUGGGUGGAGUGCCAUUUGAAAUUCUGGAACCGGUACUGGAGAGAUGCACUCCUGAGCAGCUUUACCGGAUUGAGCAGUGUAAUCCAUAUUUCACAGAAGAUUCAGAUGAUCUGUGGAUGAAACACUGCCAGCGGGAUUUUAAACACGACCCUCGACAAGAGUAUGAAUCCUGGAGGGAGCUGUAUCUCCGGCUCCAUGAAGAAAGAGAAGAGCGUCUGCGCAAGCUCACAGAGAACAUCACUUCUGCCCAUGCAAACAAACCUAAAGGGCGGCAGGUUAAAAUGGCUUUUGUCAACUCUGUCGCUAAGCCUCCACGAGAUGUCCGCCGUAAACAGGAGAAGUUUGGCACUAAAAAUGGUUCUACCAGCACAAGCGCUGCUCCUCCAUCUGCCAAGAUCAGACCAGCAACAAACUACAGUGCUUAUAGCAAAACCAGUGAUGGUGGUCAGUCUUCUUUUAGCAGUCCCCCUGAGUCCUCCUCACGCGCCUCUGCUCCCAGCAGUGCUGGUGCUCCCAGUGCCAGAGACAAACCACAGGUCAAAAAAGUUGCUCCAAUGAUGGCUAAGACUAUCAAGGCAUUCAAGAACAGAUUUUCCCGGCGGUAAAGAGAAAAAUGUUUUUGUGCGUGUGUGAUAGAAGAGAGAACGACUGGAAGAGGAAACAUUUUUUUUUGCUGUAAUGCUUCAUAGGAAAUGUGCAAUGCCCUCUCACCUCUUAUCUUUUUAUGCUUUUUAAUAUUAUCAGUACAGCUCACUGGACGCAAUCAUAGAAAAUAUCCGCAUCAACAACCAUCCACACUCAAUUAUGUCAUAGCAUGUUGUAAGCUUUUUACAUACACGGAAAACAAGUGGUACACUACAGAUUACCAUGUGACACCAGAACCCAGACCCUCUGUUAUAUGUUUAUUUAAUUGCUUACAAUAAUCAUUGCAUUUUCAUGGGACUAAGUAUACGAUUUUAUUGUAGAGUGAGAGGGAGAAAGAGAUGAGAUGUAAAAAGUUCAAGGACUGUACACUUCCACACCAUCAUAUUUAUUGAAAAUCUUGGACCUGGCAGUCCUGGACCUUGCCUUGGAUGAAAGAUCAAGUCGUUUUAAUAGAUUUUAUGAAGUGUUCUAUGGACAUUUUUAAUAAAAUCCAUGUUGCUCUCA
Messenger RNA from Onychostoma macrolepis, 2540 nucleotides. It is a transcript of the gene eloa, whose product is annotated as elongin A. Lineage: Eukaryota; Metazoa; Chordata; Actinopteri; Cypriniformes; Cyprinidae. Bases 113 to 1996 code for a protein of 627 amino acids. Gene Ontology annotation, biological process: transcription elongation by RNA polymerase II. Gene Ontology annotation, molecular function: protein binding. The record is from RefSeq and is a predicted model, not a curated record. The transcript is spliced from 12 exons. Gene Ontology annotation, cellular component: nucleus; elongin complex.